UACAUUGCCGUGUUACAGCUUUAAAAGGUUGGGUGACUCCCUGCUGAUUAGUUGCACUUAAACAAACUCUCUCAACACACUUCCUCUCUCAGUUUUGAGCAGCACAUGGAAAUGGAAGACCAAAUGGAGAGCCAAAAGAGAAGAGGAAUAAGCAAGGAAGACCUAAUAUCUGAACGGACAGGGUCUUUGGGAUGCAUCGGUUGGUUCAUAGUCAUACUUUCUGGCAUCUUCACUCUUUCCCUCUUCCCCAUCACCAUCUGGUUUUGUCUGAAGAUUGUUCAGGAGUAUGAGCGAGCUGUCAUCUUCAGACUGGGUCGCAUCACAGACAGGAAAGCUAAAGGACCAGGAAUUUUCUUUAUUUUGCCAUGCACUGAUUCCUUUGUGAAAGUGGAUCUGCGAACAGUUUCAUUCGACAUCCCACCACAAGAGAUCCUGACCAAGGACUCAGUUACAGUCUGUGUGGAUGGAGUGGUGUACUUCCGCGUUAAUGACCCCAUCGCCUCUGUGGCCAAUGUGUCCAAUGCUGACUUUGCCACCCGUCUGCUGGCACAAACCACCCUGAGAAAUGUCCUGGGGACUAAGAACCUGGCUGAGGUUUUGUCUGAUCGUGAGGGCAUCGCUCACAGCAUGCAGUCCAGCCUGGAUGAGGCCACAGACAACUGGGGCAUCAAGGUGGAGCGUGUGGAGAUUAAAGAUGUGAAGCUGCCAGUUCAGCUGCAGAGAGCCAUGGCUGCUGAGGCAGAGGCUGCACGAGAGGCCAGGGCCAAGGUGAUUGCAGCAGAAGGUGAGAUGAAUGCAUCUCGUGCUCUUAAGGAGGCUUCCCUCGUGAUCGCAGAGUCUCCAUCAGCCCUGCAGCUUCGCUACCUGCAGACUCUCAACACCAUUGCAGCAGAGAAGAACUCCACCAUCAUCUUCCCUCUGCCCAUGGAUGUCAUGUCUCACUUCAUGCGGAAGUGAUUCCUCAGUGAUACCUCAGUUUGCUGGUCCUCUAAAGUCACUGUUUGAUCGCAGUGUGACUGCAGCCACAUGUAAAAUAACUGCCAGCAUGAUGAUGCCAUUCUUGAAUGGUUGACAUUUUCUGUAGACUGAUCAUAGAAACACCUUUAUGGCAUAUAUAGUCAAACUGUGACCAGGUCAGACCUGCUAACUGAUGUGAUUUCAAUUAAAUACAGAGUAGUCAACAUAGUUUACAUGUCUUUGACAAAUUUUGUUUUGAAACUGGUAUAUCAUUGUAAUCAUGUAAGAGUCUCAUUGAUGAUAUUAUACUGUAUGAUGUCAUGUUGAUCAGUUGCAUAUUUUUAAUACAUUAAAAGGUUUCAUGCCAA
Molecule: messenger RNA, 1325 nt
Organism: Lates calcarifer (barramundi perch)
Lineage: Eukaryota; Metazoa; Chordata; Actinopteri; Centropomidae
Gene: stoml3b
Product: stomatin (EPB72)-like 3b
Exons: 7
Coding region: 106-957 (283 amino acids)
Cellular component (GO): plasma membrane
Source: RefSeq, a predicted model, not a curated record